This is a messenger RNA of Chenopodium quinoa (quinoa), 2630 nucleotides long. RefSeq lists its product as uncharacterized. The transcript has 3 exons. Bases 1166 to 1837 code for a protein of 223 amino acids. The record is from RefSeq and is a predicted model, not a curated record. NCBI's taxonomy places the organism in Eukaryota, Viridiplantae, Streptophyta, Magnoliopsida, Caryophyllales, Amaranthaceae.
UCAUUAUUAAUUGGAAAAUUUGUCAAAAAUAAGUCAACCUUUAAUCCAUUAGCCCAAAAUAAGUCAAUCUUUUAAUUAAAUAAGAAUAAGUCAACUUUUAUAUAACAAUAUCUUUAAUUAAGCCAAAUUACCUACCACCUUCCCAACAAGUCACUUUAUUUUUUUUUUUUUUUAAAAAUUCCUCCACCCCUAUGAACCACUAUCUACCGAGCCACCACCUUUAAGCCACCCAACCACCACUGCCGUCUACCAAACAAUUACCCCAACCCCCUCACAGCAACGUGCCCCUUGAAGCACAACCUUGCCUCCAUCACCGCCCACCGUCCCACCAUUCUUCUAUGUAACCACCACAAGACUACUUUACACACACACAACCCAAAACAAAUAAUCAAUCAACCACUAAAAAAACCAUGGCUAAGACCAAUGCCACCAUUAGUCAUCCGUCGCCGUCGUCGACUCAUUUUCAUUGGACUAUUCUAACACCUCUUAAGUUGCCGUUGCAUUCCUCACUACAACUUUGUCACGGGCCCACCUGUCUUUCCACCAUACACUUCCACCCUUUUUAAUUUGGGUAUUUAAAAAAAAAAAUAAAAAAUUAAAAGGCUAACUUUUUUACAUACCAUGGAUUUGGAUCAAUAUUGGCGUUAAGGAAAGAAAAAGGAGUGGUGCAGGGAGAGGAGAGAGAAGGGGACGGUGGAAGCAGGGGCGGAGCUAGAAGGGGACGAGUGGGGACACUUGUCCCCCCAUUUUCAAAAAAAAAAUUUAAAAAAAAAUUUAAAAAAAAAAACAAAAAAACGCUAUUACAGAGUGCUCUGUGCGACAUUUGCAGCCAAACCCUAAGUCUUUCAAUUUUUAAUUUCUCUCUCUUCGAUUCGCCCUCACCUCGCCCGAGUCGCCUGACGCUGUCCACCGUUCUUCGGCAGUUCGCAGCAGUGAGGCCAAUGACGAAGUUCGACAGACGACAACGGACAACCUUCAAUUCGUGUGAAUCGUGUCUUCAUGAGUUCGUGUUUGCUGUUUGCAGCAGCAGCCCAGCACCGCGCCACCGCAGCACAGCCAGCAGUUUGGACGUUUGGUGUUCAAGUGUAAAGUGUUUGCAGCAGCAGUUCGCAAGUCGGCAACUUCGCAUUUACAGAUUUACUGUAAGGAGUAAAUCUGAAUUUCAAUGGAGGAAAUAUCAAAAGAUUCACCAAAUUCAAACAAAUCCAAGGCAACUAAACAACCCGAUCUUCGACAAUUCUUGUUUAAAAGAACGAGACUCAAUGAAAAUGAGUCCAAUAACUCACCUUCAGUUAGCUCCCCUCAAAGUCAAGAAAUUAGUAUGGAAAUGGGUGGUUCAAGUAAUAGUAAUGUACCAUUAGAGGAAGAUUUGGUGUAUGAUGUUGAACUUCUUCCUCAUGAUCCGGGAAAAAGAAUAAACAUUAUGGAUUACCCCGCAAAUGAACGAAAUGCUGUUAGGAGGGGUUAUAUUCUUAAAAAACCUUGCCAACCAAAAACUCAUGACUUCCCUACAAGACAAGUGUCUGGUUUGCGUCGCUUUAGUGUUCAUUGGUUCAACAAAUGGGAUUGGCUUGAAUAUAGUAUUGAAAAAGAUGCUGCAUUUUGUUUUGUAUGUUACUUGUUCAAGAAUGAAGUUGGUAUUAAACCGGGGGGUGAUGCAUUUGUUGAUGGAGGGUUUAGGGCAUGGAAUAAACCGGAAAGAUUUGAGAAGCAUGUUGGUGGAAUUAAAAGUGCUCAUAAUCUUGCUUAUGAGAAAUAUGUGAAUUUAAGAGAUGAAAAAAAGAAAUCAAUCUUGAAUGUGAUUGACAAUGCAAGUGAUGUGAUUAAAAGUGCAUAAUAGAAGAAGUUGGUGAUGAUUACUUUGCUAUAUUGGCCGAUGAGUCAAGUGAUGUGUCCCAAAAAGAACAACUAGCUCUUGUUUUGCGUUUUGUUGAUAGAGAUAGUGGAAAGGUAAUGGAGCGAUUUUUAGGCAUUGUUCAUGUUGCUAAUACUACCGCUUUAACUCUUAAAGAUGCAAUCAUGUCUUUACUUGUUGAACAUUCAUUGAGCCCAUCUAUGAUAAGAGGGCAAGGGUAUGAUGGAGCUAGCAACAUGAAGGGUGAAAUAAAUGGCCUUAAGACUUUGAUUAUGAAUGAUACUCCAAGUGCCUACUAUAUACAUUGUUUUGCUCAUCAACUUCAACUAACAUUAGUUGCCGUUGCUAAAAAGAAUGAUAGUUGUGGUUGGCUUUUCGAGAUACUUGGAAAUUUAUUGAAUGUGGUUGGAGUUUCUUGCAAGAGAAGAGAAAUGAUUCGUCAAGAUCAAGCUCAAGAAGUUGCUCGAGCCUUGGAUGUUGGGGAUAUUGUGAGUGGAUCGGGUUUAAAUCAAGAACUUGGUUUGAGUAGGCCCGGGGAUACUCUUUGGAGUUCUCAUUACAAGUCACUUUUAAAUGUCAUCCUCUUAUUUCCUACAAUUGUUAAGGUGCUUGUACAAAUUGGGAAGCAUGGUGCAUCGGAAGAUAAGUUCAAAGCUCAAAUUGUUUUAGGACAAUUAGAGUCAUUUGACUUUAUUUUUGUUGCUCACUUGAUGUUGACUAUUUUUGGAUACACUAAUGAUUUGUGUGUUGCUUUGCAAAGAAAGGAGCAAGAUAU